AUGCUCAUCAUCUCCUCUCGCAGUGCGCUGCUGUCCGUCUACUACCCACAGAUCUUCCUCAUCCUCACCAGCGGUAGCUACCUGGCACUAUCCUCGGUGGUAGCCCUGGGUGCAAACAUCAUUUGCAACAAGAUACCGGGUUUGGCCCCCCGUCAGAGGGCCCUAUGUCAGACUCGGCCCGACGCAAUCAUCGUCAUUGGCGAGGGCGCCCAGCUGGGAAUCAAUGAGUGCCAGUACCAGUUCCGCUAUGGCCGGUGGAACUGCUCGGCCCUGGGCGAGAGGACCGUCUUUGGACAAGAGCUGAGAGUAGGCAGCAGGGAGGCAGCGUUCACAUACGCCAUCACCACAGCCGGAGUGGCCCACGCAGUGACGGCAGCCUGUAGCCAAGGCAACCUGAGCCAGUGUGGCUGCGACCGCGAGAAGCAGGGCUACCACGACCAAGAGGAGGGCUGGAAGUGGGGAGGCUGCUCGGCCGACGUUAAGUACGGCGUGGAGUUCUCGCGGCGCUUUGUCGACGCCCGAGAGAUCAAGAAAAACGCCCGGCGGCUGAUGAACCUGCACAACAAUGAGGCAGGGCGAAAGAUCCUGGAGGAGAGGAUGAAGCUCGAGUGCAAGUGUCAUGGCGUUUCCGGUUCUUGCACCACUAAGACCUGCUGGAUCACCCUACCAAAGUUCAGAGAGAUUGGCUACCUGCUGAAGGAGCGCUACAGCGAAGCGGUUCAAGUGGAGCCUGUUCGGGCCUCGCGGCUCCGCCAGCCGUCUUUCCUGCGUCUCAAAGAGGCCCGGGGCUACCAGAAGCCCACCGACACGGACCUGGUCUACCUGGAGCGCUCGCCCAACUACUGCGAGGAGGAUACGGCGACGGGGAGCACGGGGACGAGGGGCAGGCUGUGCAACGGCACCUCGACCCACACAGACAGCUGCAAUGUGAUGUGCUGCGGCCGGGGUUACAACACACACCACUACACGCGCGUGUGGCAGUGCAACUGUAAGUUCCACUGGUGCUGCUUCGUCAAGUGCAACACCUGCAGGGAGAAAUCUGAGGUUUUCACCUGCAAGUAG
Limanda limanda (common dab) is the source of this 1062-nucleotide messenger RNA. RefSeq names its product wingless-type MMTV integration site family, member 7Ba (gene wnt7ba). The transcript is spliced from 4 exons. Gene Ontology annotation, biological process: canonical Wnt signaling pathway; cell fate commitment; positive regulation of JNK cascade. The coding region runs from base 1 to 1062 and encodes 353 amino acids. NCBI's taxonomy places the organism in Eukaryota, Metazoa, Chordata, Actinopteri, Pleuronectiformes, Pleuronectidae. Gene Ontology annotation, molecular function: frizzled binding; cytokine activity. The record is from RefSeq and is a predicted model, not a curated record. Gene Ontology annotation, cellular component: extracellular region.